Messenger RNA from Penaeus chinensis, 918 nucleotides. RefSeq lists its product as uncharacterized. Gene Ontology annotation, molecular function: aspartic-type endopeptidase activity. Gene Ontology annotation, biological process: proteolysis. The coding region runs from base 1 to 918 and encodes 305 amino acids. The transcript has a single exon. The record is from RefSeq and is a predicted model, not a curated record. Lineage: Eukaryota; Metazoa; Arthropoda; Malacostraca; Decapoda; Penaeidae.
AUGCAGGAGGAGGGCUCAGUAGAUGGGAAGCCAUGCCACCUGACAGUGGACACUGGAGCUGAGAAGACCCUAGUGCGGCCUAAUAUGUUGGCCAUUACGCGACUUCCAGACGCACCACAGAGAUUGUGUGGUGUCACGGGGCAUUGUGUGCAGCUCAAGGGGCCAGUGGAGGCUCGUAUUGGCGUGGGCAGCACGGUGCAGCGGCUGCCGGUUUAUGUGGCCGAUAUGGAUGAGCCCUGCUUGCUGGGCCUUGACUACCUGACGCAGAGUAAGGCGUGUGUCAACCUUGGACGGAAGCUGGUGAGGGUGCACGGAGAAGAUGUGCCCUUGCUUCCAGAAGUUGGCUGUGCAGAGGUAGUAACGGCUGAGCGGCUGCACCUUGCCCCCAGGACAGAGUCUAGAAUCCGCUGUCGACUGUCAAGAGUGAUGCGUGGAGUAGAGGGCCUAGUGGAGCCCAUCCAAAACCUGCAGCUGGCUGAUGGCGUAGCAGUUGGGCGGAGCCUUGUUGGAGCGGGGGAGGGGUUAGUUACAGUGUUGGUAGCUAACUUCUCUGAUAAGGCCCAGAAGGUGCCAGCUGGAGCAAAGCUGGGCACUUGUGAGGAAGUGGAGCAUCCAGAAGAGUCGUCGGGGAGCGAGGAGUUGGUCGGUGUAAGGCCGUUGCCUGACUUCCUCGAGGAUUUGGCGCAACAGAGCGCCGCUUACCUGACUGAGGCACAGACAGAGAAGAUGCGCCACACCCUGGCUCAGUAUGCAGAUGUGUUUAGCAGGGGUGACUUGGACCUAGGCCGCACAGGAUUAGUGAAGCACUGCAUUAACACUGGAAGUAGUUUGCCCAUCAAGAGCCCCCGCGACGUAUUGCACCAACCAGGCGAGAAGAGAUGCAGCACACUGUCAAUGAGCUGGCGGUGCAGGGGAUGA